UUCAGUCUGAAUCACCUGUUUUCCCAAGCACUGAAUCGUUUGGCAAGCAUAAUUAUCAGCUGUACGUGCGCAACGGUUUCACUUCGACCUGAACUGACAUUAGUGCUGACUGACUGACAGCGACCCCGCGAGCCGCUGCCUCUGAGAAUCUGCUUCAGUCACUGGAGAUCAAACCAUGAGUGUCAGUUCAACACGGAGCAGCGGGGAAGAAAUCGACGAGCUGGAGUCAGUUAGCUGGUAUCAUUAUGAUUUGUCCUGGCACGCCACUGAAGCUCUUCUCCUUUCAAAUGGGGUAGAUGGGUAUUUUUUACUCAGAAACAGCAACAAAGGACCUGACUGCUAUGCUUUGUCUGUCCGAGCAAAGGAUUCAGUGAAACACUUUCAUGUCCGGCGGCAGUUUGGCAAAUAUUCCUUUGGUUUCAGUGAAUUUCCUUCCCUUCAGGAUUUUUGCAGUCACCUUGCCAAUCAGCCCUUGCUAGGCAGCGAGACAGGAAACAUGAUAGUGCUGCGGUUCCCAUACCCACGGCAGGUGGAAGAGCCAUCCAUUUAUGAGACGGUGUGUGUGCAUACGGUCAUGCAGACAGGCCGGCAUGAAAACGACCUAGUGCCUAAUGCUCCAGCACUUGGCACUAAAGAAGGCUAUCUGGUUAAACAAGGAGCGAUAAUCAAGAACUGGAAGCAGAGAUGGUUCACACUGAAUAGAAAUGAACUUAAAUAUUUCAAGGAUAAAAUGUUUGUAGAGCCAAUACAAACCCUGGAUCUGACGGAGUGCUCUGCUGUCCAGUUUGAUUACAGUCAGGAGAGGGUCAACUGCUUCUGUCUGGUGUUCCCCGAGAGGACAUUUUAUUUGUGUGCAAAAUCUGGUGCUGAGGCAGAUGAAUGGAUUAAGAUACUACGAUGGAAACUGUCACAGAUAAAGAAAGGACGAUGAUGUUCAACUCAGAGAGAAGUACUGGAGCAAAUGCAAGCUGUGUGCAGUUUUGUAUUAGUAAAUAUAGAGGAUUUAUUCACUGCAUCUGAUGCUCUGUGAUCUUGGCAUCAUGGUUGUACAGCUCAUCACACAUAAGAUGCCUUCUGGGCAAUAAAUCACACAAGGUUUUAGAUCUAAGUGAAGUGAAGUCCCAAGGCACCGUGCUAUUGUGCUUUAUAAAGAUAUCUGGAGGCUGUGCACUACCAAUGUUGGGAUUAUAAUUGAAAAUAGGUAGUUUUUUCCGAUUUUGUUCUGUGUUGAGCUUUCAGUUCUUCUUAUUCUUCUCCAACUCAAGCUAAACAGUGUGUCUGCUCCUAAAUGUGUACAUCCCCCCUUAUAUACAUGUUUGCAACUGAGGUAAAUGUUACACCCUGAUAAAGGGGGAAAAUAGACAUUAAUAAAUGAAGACACGGACUCGUGCUGUUGUCUCUGCGUCAGUCUGUAUUGGCUGUGUGAUGUCUCUUUCAUCAACAGAUGUUACUUGAAUAACAGAACUGUGAAUAAUUGAAUACAUCAGUACA
Sinocyclocheilus rhinocerous is the source of this 1491-nucleotide messenger RNA. Its product is annotated as dual adapter for phosphotyrosine and 3-phosphotyrosine and 3-phosphoinositide-like. NCBI's taxonomy places the organism in Eukaryota, Metazoa, Chordata, Actinopteri, Cypriniformes, Cyprinidae. The transcript has 10 exons. The record is from RefSeq and is a predicted model, not a curated record. Bases 176 to 931 code for a protein of 251 amino acids.